AGUCUUGGAAUUUUUCAACUGGUUUAAGAACUUUGAUCAGAAGCGUAUUCUGCGUAAUAUUCUGAAAACCUUUCUAGCCCCUCCCCCCCAAUAGACACCUUGCUCUUAGGAGACGCCCAGUCCUCUCUGCAGGUGAGUAAACAAGUCGUUUCGAUGAAUCAAAGUUGAAAGAAAGCUUUCAUGAAGGAUGCACAUCCUGGACCGCUAGUCUCUGCGCUGCGCCACGGCUGCUCUUGUUUACGUUGGUCUUACUUUCAGCUUCCGCUUCCCCCUCCUUAAAGCAACAGCGCCCAUGACGACAGCCGAUGCCGUGAUGAUGAUGAUGUUACAGUCUGAACUCGAACAUCCGUGAGUAUCCCUGAAUUGCACUGCGUGUCAAAGGAAAUGGAACGUUUACGUUCUAGCCGGCACAUGAUUGUCAUUUGUGUGCUCGUUCUACAAGUUCAAUGGGAAUGGUAAACUUUCGAGGCCUUCCAGAAACAAAGAACUUUCAGCAAAUCAACAUUUACUUUCUCAUGUUUACGUUCUCUACGCAGCAGUACGGCACUGCAGGAGACCCUUGCACGCAGUCCCUCCCGGCAGUGUCCUGCUUGGCUUCGCUCUUUGCUUCCUCCUCACCCGUCGGCUCUCACGGCUCCGACGUGGUUCUUUAGUUGAACGUGAAGGUCACACCUUCAGUCAGCCGUCAAGGAUCCUGGACGUGGAACUUAUUCCGGAUCAAAAAUGAGACAAUUGCUGAAUUGGAUCAAACACAAACGUAACCGCCUUAUUAAGAAAUAUUUGACUUGAUGAAUAAUAAGUCACACACACACCCAGGGUAGCUCCUCCCCCCGGCCUUAUAAAGGCGGUUCUGGUCCAGGUGAAACUUCUCACUCUAGUUAGCAUUCGGCGGCACCAAAAUGGAGCCCAGGGUCAUCUUUUGGACCUGGACCUGGACUUGUUUGCUGGUCUUCCUGAUGCCAGUGAUCAGCUACCAGGAUCAUGCAGGUGUGUGUGUUGCUGUUUUAAACUAUUUGGUCAUCUUUGUGCUGAUUGGUUCUUGUCCCGUCUCCAGUGAUCUUUGACCCUCCAGUCAUGUACUCAGGUAAGGACACCCAACAUUCCCAGGCUUCCCUCGCUGCCGGCUGAAUGCUUAACCGUGUUUCCACCGCAGCCAAGGCGUCCCACGUGGGACGAGUGUGCUCCACCUGGGGUCACGCUCACUGGAAGGCGCUGGACGGCGCCUUCUUCCAGCUGGCUUCCUCGUGCAACCACCUGCUGGCUGCCGACUGUCGCAACACCUACGAGAACUUCAACAUCCAGAUGAGGCGCAAGAUGGCAGAGGAGGGCGGUGGCAUCGACGUCGUGCUGAUGAGGCUGGAUGCCAACAUGGUGGAGCUCAGUUCCCACGGCGUGCGGGUGAAUGGGCAAAGGUGAGCGUGUGCGGCGAGGAGACCAAAAAGACGGGAUGUUGUCAAAAACUGGCUGACGGCACGCGACGUCUUAUGAACGUCCAAUGAGGUUCAUUUGGUCCAACGUUCGUACUUUCUAAACAGACCAGAGUUUUUCUUACCUGACAGUCUGUAAAAAACUGUUUUGAAUGAAUGUAUUAUGAACGUGCUCUUUUCAAAACUGUUUGUCUCACUGCUGCAUAAUCAAA
This is a messenger RNA of Dunckerocampus dactyliophorus (ringed pipefish), 1639 nucleotides long. RefSeq names its product mucin-5AC-like. Lineage: Eukaryota; Metazoa; Chordata; Actinopteri; Syngnathiformes; Syngnathidae. The transcript has a single exon. The record is from RefSeq and is a predicted model, not a curated record. Bases 1129 to 1416 code for a protein of 95 amino acids.